AUGGAGGACCACGACAGAGAAAAAGAGUUGAUUGUUGAUCAGCAAUCAAUUGAUCAACAAGAAAAUCCUAAAGUGAGCGAAGAAGAAGAGUCACAAGAAAAAGAGGAAUCAGAGACUAUUACUGUCGAGGUUCAUCAAGAAGAUGAAACCACAGAACAAGAGGCGUCCAAUGAAGAAGUCUUCGACCUAUCCAUAAAAAGAGAUCUUCCAUCAACAUCACAAAAAAACACUGGUAACGAUGGUAAAAACCAGAAUGAUGAAAUAAACAAAGAGAAAAAGAAGAAAUCCAAUCCAAAGAUGGUACGAAUAUUAAACGUCACCUCACUGGAAGAAAGCAUCAACGUAGCUAACAAACUCAUGACGGAAACUAUGGUAAGAGUAACUUCUUCAAUGGAGCUAAUGGCAAGACAUGCAGCAAACAUGUCAGAUACUGCCAUAUUGCUCAAGAAGACCUGCGAGAAGUUAAACCAAGUUACCAUUGAAAACAUGAAGAUGGCGAGCAUGCUGACAGAACUUGGAGGAAAAGAGGUCGAGGCAAUUAAAGAGAGAAACAGACUCUUAGAGGUAAACCCUAAUUUUUCUAACCCAAAAUCAGAAUCAAAUAAAAGAAAAUCUAAUACAACCCAGUCAAGCCCCAUUAAGAGAUACAAAAAUGAUGAAAAUCAAUUUAGUAAAGAGUUAGAGUCAAUUAAAAGAAGUUUAGAGCAAAAAGAUUUAACAAACGCGAAAAUAAAUAUUAAGAGAGAUUAUAAGUUAACCCAAAAAUCAAACUUUGAUAUUUGGUAUGACUAUUUAAAAUCAGAGUUAACCAGUCAUGAGUUAUUAGAGAAAAACGAGUCAGUAGUCGAUUUCUGUGAAAGAUUUGAUGCAAUUGUUAGAGAAUACGAAACUUGUGGUAGCGGAGAACCACUAACUGCACAAGAGCUGAGAUCAGCCUUUUAUCAAGCAGUUACACCCAUAAUACCCCAACUAAGAGACGCUGAUUUAAUUAGAAGAACUAAUUCCAAUGAAAUGAGUUUGGAAGAAAUAAAAUCAUUCAUUUUACAGUUAGAGGCAGAGAAGAGAAGCGAGUCACAAGAGGUCAAAGCGAACAGAGUAAACACCAACUCCAAAAUCGACAAGUGUCACCGCUGCUCAAAAUUUGGUCACUGGGAGAAGGAAUGCCCAUUAAAACCAAAAGGAUUAUGGCAUUGUUACAUUUGUGAGUCUGUAGUAGAUCAUAAAGGUACAGAUCACAACUCCGGAUCAGUUAAACUGAAUAAGAGAGCUGUGAUGAUGAAAGACGAUGAAAUUCGUAAACAAUCACAUGAAAUCUAUCAAGACAAAAAAUUUUUAGAGUCGGAGGGAGUAGAGAAAAAUAGAAAAAUGAUAGAUCAUGUGAUUGGGAGGGAGGAAGUAAGUCAUGCGUCUUCAUCAAAGUCAGAGGAGUCCCAAAGAGAAUCAGAAACAACAGAAACAACAUCAGAAGACUUAAAUAAAAACGAAGAAAACUAG
Molecule: messenger RNA, 1494 nt
Organism: Cotesia congregata
Lineage: Eukaryota; Metazoa; Arthropoda; Insecta; Hymenoptera; Braconidae
Source: the annotation of a GenBank genome assembly